Molecule: messenger RNA, 2005 nt
Organism: Capsicum annuum
Lineage: Eukaryota; Viridiplantae; Streptophyta; Magnoliopsida; Solanales; Solanaceae
Product: polyphenol oxidase B, chloroplastic
Exons: 1
Coding region: 72-1859 (595 amino acids)
Biological process (GO): pigment biosynthetic process
Molecular function (GO): catechol oxidase activity
Source: RefSeq, a predicted model, not a curated record
UAUUUUAUUGGGGGCUAACAUUUUAUAUAAGGCAAGGUGGAAACCUAUGAAUCUUCAUCCAAAAGCUAGCAAUGGCAAGUGUAUGCAAUAGUAGUACAACUCUCAACACUCCCUUUACUUCAUCCACAAUGUCAUUUUCUUUAGCUUCGACUCCUAAGCCCUCUCAACUUUUCCUCCGUGGGAAACGUAACCAAACCUUCAAAGUGUCAUGCAAAAUUUCCAGUAAUGAUGACCAAAAUGUUGAAAUAAAUUCUGUUGAUAGGAGAAAUGUGCUUCUUGGUUUAGGAGGUCUCUAUGGUGUUGCUAAUGCUAUUCCAUUAGCUGCAUCAGCUACUCCUGUACCAGCCCCCGAUCUCACAACUUGUAGUAAAUCCAAGAUCAAUAGAGAUGAGGAGGUGCCAUACUUAUGUUGUGCUCCUAAACCCGAUGAUAUGAGCAAAGUUCCAUAUUACAAGUUCCCUUCUGUGACUAAGCUCCGUAUCCGUCAACCUGCUCAUGCUGCUGAUGAGGAGUAUAUAGCCAAGUACAGUUUGGCCAUUAGAAAAAUGAAGGAUCUUGAUAAAACAGAACCUUCUAAUCCUAUUGGCUUCAAGCAACAAGCCAAUAUCCAUUGUGCUUAUUGCAACGGUGCUUACAAAAUUGAUGGCAAAGAGUUACAAGUUCAUAAUUCUUGGCUUUUCUUCCCAUUCCAUAGAUGGUACUUGUACUUCUACGAGCGAAUCUUGGGAUCCCUCAUUGAUGAUCCCACUUUCGCUUUGCCAUAUUGGAACUGGGACCAUCCAAAGGGCAUGCGGUUCCCUCCCAUGUUCGAUCGUCAAGGGACUGCCCUGUACGACGAAAGGCGUAAUCAGCAAAUCCAUAAUGGAACCGUAUUAGAUCUUGGUUCUUUUGGCGACAAGGUCCAAACAACACAACUCCAGUUAAUGGCUAAUAACUUAACUCUAAUGUACCGUCAAAUGGUAACUAAUGCUCCUUGUCCUCUUUUGUUCUUUGGCGCUCCUUAUGUUCUUGGGAAUAAUGUCGAAGCGCCAGGAACCAUUGAAAUCAUCCCUCACGGUCCUGUCCAUGUUUGGACUGGUACAGCGGCAGGUUCAACUUUGCCUGGUGGUGGAAGGUCACACGGUGAGGAUAUGGGCAAUUUCUACUCAGCUGGUUUGGAUCCUGUUUUCUAUUGCCACCACAGCAAUGUGGACCGAAUGUGGAGCGAAUGGAAAUCAAUAGGUGGGAAAAGAACGGAUCUCACACAAAAAGAUUGGUUGAACUCAGAGUUCUUUUUCUACGAUGAAAACAAAAACCCAUUCCGUGUGAAAGUCCGAGACUGUUUGGAUACCAAGAAGAUGGGAUACGAUUACGCACCAAUGCCCACCCCGUGGCGUAACUUCAAGCCUAAAAGAAAGACAACAGAUGGGAAAGUGAAUAUAGGUUCACUUCCACCAGCCAGCAAGGUAUUCCCACUGACUAAGUUAGACAAACCCAUUUCGUUUUCCAUCAAUAGGCCGGCUUCGUCAAGGACUCAACAGGCCAAAAAUGAACAAGAGGAGAUGCUUACAUUGUUCAACAUAAAAUUCGAUAACAGACAACAUAUAAGGUUCGAUGUGUUCCUGAAUGUGGACAAGAAUGUAAAUGCGGACGAGCUUGACAAGACAGAGUUUGCAGGGAGCUACACUAGCUUGCCACAUGUUCAUGGGCCUAAUCAGACAAAUCAUAUUGCGACUGUUGUUUUCCAGUUGGCAAUCACUGAACUGCUGGAGGACAUUGGCCUAGAAGACGAAAACACUAUUGCGGUGACUCUGGUCCCAAGGAAAGGUGGUGAAGGCAUCUCCAUUGGAGGUGUGGAGAUCAAUCUUGCAUCUUGUUAACUAGUCUCUAUUGAAUCUGCUGAGAUUACACUUGUAGCUUGUUGAUGUUUGAUGCUCUGUUCCUCUUUCCUUAUUCUGUUUUUUGGGGAGGGCUUUUCCAUGUUGCUUUUCACGUUAAAAUCAGCUUGACGCUUGAUUUCCUUGCA